GACUGACAACAAGGGCGAUGGCCAACAAACGAGGGGUUGUAUUCUCUGAUCGAGGUAUACUGGCGUCACAGCCACCACGUCUGUAGGCGCCAAUUCGAGGCGCCCACUUCAGUUGAUCCCGAGUACUCUACGACUGCCAACCACACUACACAACUACCUCUACCUCCUUUACUGACGGCUGAGCACCUCCUUCAUCAUGUCAUCUACUAGCGAGGCUAGCAGAACUCCUAUCUCGACCAAGCCACUUACGGGAACGGCCCAUGUCGCCGGACAGCAGGCUAUAGAUGCCUCAAGGCGCACCCCAUGCAAGGAGAGCCGUCGCCGCGACAAGCCCCAGCUAUCCUGCCAUACCUGCCGCCGCCGCAAGUUACGCUGCGAUCGCCGCCAGCCCUGCUCAACAUGCUCAUCUCGAGGUCUGCUUUGCGUAUAUGGCGAUAGCCAAGGCGGCAUCAAGCCAUUAACUAGCGAGGGAGGCACCGCUCUAAGCGUCCAAGACCGCCUUGUGCACCUUGAACGGCUGGUAAUGUCGCUGAUGCCUCCGGCAGACAACCCCAAACAACUUGCCGACGACUUGAGCCCCAAGGACAGUGCCAGGCCCAUGGUUGAGUCGAUGGAUGUGCCAUCCGAGUGCGGGAGCAUGCACGUGAGCGACUCGGAUUUUCGCUACGUCGGUGGCGACCACUGGGCUGCUAUCCUAGAUAGCAUCACUGACCUCAAGGACCACCUCAACCCCGACGCGCAGCUCCAGCUGGUAGGCACUGGCGACUCGGGGCACAGUGAGCCGAGCGAUUGCGAAAGCACCGACUUGCGGCCAGGGUCGCGCUCAUCACAUGCACUGCUCCUCUACGGCCCGUCCCGACCAACUUCUCGGGCGAACAUCCUCGCCGCAUUGCCACCCAAGGUCGCCGUGGACCGCUACGUUGCCCGCUACUUCAAUAGCUUGGAGAUAGCAUCAUGCAUUGUACAUGGCCCUACAUUUCUAAAAGAGUAUGAGGCGUUCUGGACCAACCCUUCCCGCGUCCCUGUCGUGUGGAUUGGUCUUCUAUUUAGCAUCAUUGGCCUCGCCGUCGUAACUUCGGACACGGGAGAUCGCGUGAGCAACUGCGACUUAGAGCAGCAGUCGCUUCAAAUCGACCUAUACCGCGAAAAAAUCGUGCAGUGCCUCAUCGCCGGGGAGUACACCAACGCCGGCGUAUACGUGCUGGAGACCAUGCUACAUUAUCUGCACGUUGAAUUUGCCAUUCGAGCAGACGCUGACAAGGACGCCUGGUUCCUGCUGGCCAUCGCGGUCAACGUUGCGAUGCGGGCGGGUUAUCAUCGAGAUCCGGGCCACUUCCCCGACAUUACACCCCUCCAAUGCGAGAUGCGGCGCAGAACCUGGGCUACAGUUCUGCAGGCCGAUAUUCUCAUCUCGACGCAGAUGGGUAUGCCGCGCAUGGUCUCGGACCCAAAGUGGGAUGCUGCCGAGCCGCGGAACUACAACGACGCGGACUUGAGCCAAGGUGCCGUGGAGCUGCCACCACCACGCCCUGAAACCGAAUUCACAACGACCUUGGGCAUAAUUGCGCGGCGUAGGAUGCUGAUGGCCGUGGGUAUCAUCUCGGAUCUCACGUGUGCAACCACGUCGUGCAGUUACGCUGAUGUCAUGCGGGUGGAUGGCCUCCUACUCGAGGCCGCAGCCAGCAUUCCGCCUCCCUUGAAGCACAAGCCGCUUGCGGCAAGCGUCACCGACCCUCCGCAAGUCAUAAUGGGUCGGCUUUUCAUCAGCCAUGUCUUUUAUAAGGGACAAAUCAUGCUCCAUCGGCGCUUCCUAUACAGGCAGUCCCCUUCUACUGAGCGGGAUCACUUCGCCUACUCGCGCAAAGUCUGCCUCGAUGCCUCCCUUGACACGCUACAGAUUCAGCGUAUACUCGACGAAGAGACGUGCACCGCGGGUCAGCUCCACACCAUGCGCUGGCGUUUGAGCUCCAUCAUGAACCACCAAUUCCUCACGGCCACGAUGAUCUUAUGCUCGCUGCUGCACCGAGGCCAGACGCUGGAGCGGGCAGACGAGAUCGUGACGGCGUUGCAACGAACCAGGACGAUAUGGAUGAGAGGCAGCAAUCGAUCGCGUGAGGCCAGACGAGCGGCAGAGACGCUCAAUUUUGUGCUUGCCAGGGCUGCGGGAUCGGGGCAAGGGCCGGAUGUCGCCAUGGAAGACGAGAUCAGCGGAUCUGCGGACGCAAAGAACAACGCCACGGUGUCAACAUUCCUCUCCGACAUGGGUUGUUUCGACGGGAAUUGGUUUGACAGGCAAAACCUGAUGCUGCAGGAGGACUUGGGUCUCGUUCAACCCGAUGCAUUCAUCAUGCCGACGCUUCUGGGAGCGAUGGCAGUUCCGGAUCAACAAAACAAGCCCUUUCCGUUUCCCACAAGCAGCCUCGACUCGGCCUUGGGAUCUUCGGGGGAUAUGACAAUUCCUAGACCAGGAUCGAUUUGGUAGAACAUCCAAGUAUGCCAACUUGAGAGUAUCGGCUUCUUGAUUUGUGUGAGAACAAGAUUAUCU
Molecule: messenger RNA, 2545 nt
Organism: Purpureocillium takamizusanense
Lineage: Eukaryota; Fungi; Ascomycota; Sordariomycetes; Hypocreales; Ophiocordycipitaceae
Exons: 5
Coding region: 197-2482 (761 amino acids)
Biological process (GO): DNA-templated transcription; regulation of DNA-templated transcription
Cellular component (GO): nucleus
Molecular function (GO): DNA binding; DNA-binding transcription factor activity, RNA polymerase II-specific; zinc ion binding
Source: RefSeq, a predicted model, not a curated record